Molecule: messenger RNA, 660 nt
Organism: Pocillopora damicornis (cauliflower coral)
Lineage: Eukaryota; Metazoa; Cnidaria; Anthozoa; Scleractinia; Pocilloporidae
Product: centromere protein V-like
Molecular function (GO): carbon-sulfur lyase activity
Source: RefSeq, a predicted model, not a curated record
UACUUGUAGCUCAUGUCGGUUAAUCUUGUUAGACACACCGGAGGAUGUCAUUGUGGAAGAGUUCGCUUCGAGGUCUUAGCUAAACCUGUGCUGAAGGCUUACGACUGCAACUGUACCAUUUGUGUGAAAAAAGGGAUGUUUCUCGUCUGGCUUCCAAAAGAAAAUUUUAAAUUGACACAGGGAGAGGGGCAUAUAUCUUGUUAUACCUUCAACACCCACCAAGCUAAACACUACUUUUGCUCCACUUGUGGUAUCCACCCAUUCUACCAACCUCGCUCAAAUCCUGAGGGACGUGGCAUUUCACUGCAGUGUUUGGAUGAAGAAGAAACUAGAAAGAAUGCAGAGGUUGUUCCAUGUGAUGCUUUAGACUGGCAGAAAUGGGAAAGAUACCUUGAUGAACAUCCAAAGGCAAGAAAUCUCACUGAAAAUGUGGAGUAGUUCCAACUUCAUUAGGUAACUUAUCAUCAACAACAUCCUUUUUGCUGCAAGGAUGUAUAGACAACUUAUCAUGGGACCUUUUAUAUUGCAACUUCUUGUUAACACUUUCACUCUUAAGAUCUCAUAAGCAAUUCCCCUCACUGUCUGCUACACAAUUCUCAUGAAGUAAAUUCAGAGAAUUUGGCACUGGAUCACAUAAUAUUCCUCUAACUGAUAUUUUUC